This is a messenger RNA of Fomitiporia mediterranea MF3/22, 3116 nucleotides long. RefSeq lists its product as uncharacterized. Bases 50 to 2578 code for a protein of 842 amino acids. The record is from RefSeq and is a predicted model, not a curated record. The transcript is spliced from 8 exons. Lineage: Eukaryota; Fungi; Basidiomycota; Agaricomycetes; Hymenochaetales; Hymenochaetaceae.
CUAGGAGCCACCGCCUCACAAGCGAUGAACAGAUCCAACCAGGCCGGGGAUGGGAUGCGGCGGACGAAAACAUCUGGUUCUGCAAUGGGUGAUUCAAAAUGUGGCGUCCGGGGUCCCUGCCAAAUUGGGUUUGCGAUCCAAUAUUUGUUUUUCUGAGAGAUCUUUUUCUGCCUUUCCCUCUUCCAGCGCGUCUCAGUCAGAACUAUUUGAAGCGCAAUGCACUUUCAGAUUGCCUCUGUCCUUUGUAUCUCCCCAACCCCCGGUCCUCUGUCCAGUCGUCCGCCAGCCCUGCUCGCACCCGGUGCGCCGCCAGGAAUCACUCGAGCGCCCCUGGCCACUCCCAGUCUCCAAUAAGUCAGGCGCUGUUGACUACUCACUCCUUUGCACCCACUCAAUGGAGGCGAUUGCUGUUGCCCCUCCUCGCGUCAGUACGCUGCCUUCACCACCGAUGGAGCGCAAAUCGCCCGUCUCACGUGCGUCGUCUGCAGGACGCGACAGGCAGAAUCUAGACUCGCCCAAGGAAGAAGCCUCAAUCAUGUCUGGCGAUCGACGCUCCAAACAGAGCCCGAGUCCCGCAAACUCUCCUGCACACUCGCCGAAGCGCACUCAGGACGAGCAAAAACCAUCCGUCGACGACUAUGAAAAGGGCCUCGUCGUCUGCGGCACCUGCGGAGAGGGUGUCCCUUUCCGCGACCCUCAGUCGGGAGGCUUCACUCUCAGGCUCUGGGACAUGCACCGGGAUCAAUGCCGCCUGCGACACGACCCCCGUCCAGAGCCAAUUGUUUUCACGCCCGAGACGACCGUGGACUCUAUGGCGAAUCCGCCUCUAAAGAAGCGUCGGGCAAAACGCACAGAAGAGGAACGCAUUGAAUAUCUGCGCUCGGAUCCUUACGUGGCCCAAUUCGAGCCCUAUCGUGUCCUUUGUGGAUCAUGCAACAAAUGGAUCCGCCUUCGACCCAAUUCGACUUACUGUUCAAUCCCGUGGGAUGCCCAUCGCAAAAGUUGUCUGUCUAAAAAAGCGUAUGCAAAUGCCAGGGAUGAGGGUGCUGCAGAAGGCCAAGUGGCCAUUCUGAGAAGAGAUCCAGACGUUCGUAUGGUCGACGUGGAUCGCGUCAUGUGCGCCCGUUGCGACCGAUGGAUCCCCAUACGGGCUGAUGAUACGUAUUAUGCAUUGCAGACCUGUGCUCUACCUGUUGAUCACCGAUCCGCAGAUGUAGGAAUUGCAUCACCUGGACGUUCAGCAAUGAAUGGCAUUUCAGGUGUCGCUAUUCCAAAUGGACAUACGAGUGCGAGCGGAGGAGCAGGACAUCCACCAGUGAAUCGUUUGCACUCCUCCAUAACUUCGGUAGCACCGUCGCUUAGCUCAAAGUCUCGUGCACCUGCUCCUUCCCUUGGCUCACUCCCUGCACCAGUACCCUUUGCGCGCACAAGUGGAGGCUCUCCGUAUGCGACACCAACAUCGAUGGCAAGUGGCUCAUAUGCCUCUGGCCCGGACUGCUCUCCGCCGACUGCACUGCGCGAACUUGCUUCCGGACCGUCGGCACUUGCUUCGCAUGAUGCUCGUAGGAAAAAUGCAGAGCAACGUGCAGCAGCACUUAAGGCGGAUCCACUUCUACGUGAAGUCGAACCAAACCGUGUUUUCUGUGGUCUUUGCGGCAAAUGGGUCCAGCUCCGCCAGGACAGUUCGUUCUGUGCUUAUCCAUGGCAUCAACACCGCAGCAAGUGCUUGGCACGGUACCAACGUCGACAGGAGAAGGUUCACGGCUACUCGCCCCAUGGGCCGUACGACUCGCGUUAUGGCGGUUAUUCUGGUCAUGGUGCAUCUCGCUACAACGGAGACCUGGACGCAGACGGCUCAUUUGAUGACGACCUUGAAUCUGAAGACGACCGUCCUCUCCCUCGUCACCGUUCACUCGAGCUGGAUUCUCCAGACGAAGACGGACCUUCUUAUUCUCAUAGGCAAAGAUAUGAAAAGGCGUCAGGUCAUCCGUACGCGAGGCCCCCUCCCCCUCCGUCAUACGCACCGUCGUCUUCACAUGGUUCAUCCAGUGGGAGAUAUAAGUUGUCGGCACAAGCAGCAGCAAUAGCUAAUCACUACAAGUACGACGCACCGUCGUAUGCACUACGGAGGGCCCCAUCUGUGGACGACAUGGAUGACGUGUCAAUGGACGAAGAUGCCGAUGGUGAGCACGAUGUGGACGUAGAAAUGGACGAGGAGCCUGGGCGAGACCGGAGGCGCCAAUAUGAAUAUGUCCGCCGACAGCCGCACGAUUAUCAUCACGGCCGUGGUUCACAUCAGUCCCGCCAACGGGCUGAGGACACGUCAGCAAAAGCUGAACUUCGCUCGGCAAGUGGCCGUUUGGCGUUUAUCUCAACAUCAGUCGAGCAUCUCUUCAAAACGACGUAUGAUCACGGGGACGAACUCAGUAUCGGCGCUCUAGUGAACUACCUAAAUGCAGCAAUGCCGGCCGACAAACACGACGACUUUGACGUACAAGAAGUGACACGCGCCGCGGCGGCACUCGCGAAGACUGGCGUGCUCGUUCAAGAAGGCGAUAGACUGCGUCCGGUAAACUGAUAUAUGAAAUUAAUUAUUGUAUGAAACAACCUUACGACAUGCCGCACGACUGGAUGACUCAAUACUCGGUCUGCUCGGUGAAGGAUCUCUCCCUUCCUACCUGUCCCUGUAUUCUCACUUCUCGUUCUUUUCCUUCCUCUGUUUUGGGCUUUGGGGUUAACUUGGUCACGCACUCAUCAUCCCAACGCACGUGUAUUUCUAUAUUUAAGAUCUGCAUCGUUUCCUUCCUUUUUCUGUCCGAAACACCUGGACCCCUAUUCUAUCUUGUUUUUGUACCAGUCUACUACUUAUUGGCUAUCGACUUUCCCGUAUUCUACUUAUUCUUUCUCCAUCAAUACGACGUUUACUUUUUUUAUCAUGCCUUGCUUGUCUUUACUAGUCUUUUGCUCCGUGCCCUUCGUAGUUCAACCUCUUUGAGUACUAGUAUCGUGCGCUCAUGGCCAGCGGUUUGUUUGCUUUGUCUUCCUUUCUUACGCACUCCGUUGUUCCGUCGUUUUGAACCUGUGGUUGUUGGGUGCAUUUGUUCAUCUGUGUAUGC